Molecule: messenger RNA, 906 nt
Organism: Suillus discolor
Lineage: Eukaryota; Fungi; Basidiomycota; Agaricomycetes; Boletales; Suillaceae
Exons: 4
Coding region: 1-906 (301 amino acids)
Source: RefSeq, a predicted model, not a curated record
AUGCGCAUUCCAAUUAUCGCGAGCCAUCGAUACCAAGACGUUGGUCGCCGAAAAGGCGGCGGCGGCGGCGGCGGGAGAGGUGGCAGCAGCGGAGAGGGCGGCAGCAGUGGAAAGGGCGGCAGCAGCGGAAAGGGCGGCAGCUCAGGGAGUGGGGACUUUUCAGGCAAAACAUCGAAGGUACCAAUCACGGGUGGCUCUGCUAGCGGCAAGAGCACUGCAACGGCGUACGGAUAUGGAGGUGGGAAACCUAAAACGAUUCCCGCUGGGCAGUUAUUUGCUGGACGUACUGCUGGAGGGGCUAUCAGACCACAGAUAUAUGGUACAAGAGCGUAUGGCAGCGGAUAUCCUGGAUACUCUAAUUAUGGCGUCGCAGGCCGAGGAUUUCCGUUUUGGUACUGGCCGGUUGUUUGGGGAGGAUCUUCAAAUCAGUAUUUUCAAAUUCUGAAGUUCGGCGGACCGAUGGCACAGGCCGAGUUCAUCUCAAAUAGCACCGGUUCUACUUUCCAUCUACUAUCCGACAACAGCACGGUGGGUUCCUUGAUCAACUCUAUCAACACCAAUUGCUCGUCGCAUUUGUCAUCCUCGAGUUCGAAAACUUCGUCGCCAUAUAAUUCAUCCGUUCCAGGAGGCCCUCAGCCGGAAGAAGCUAUACAGUACUACCGCUCUUCCAGCAUCGUGCUAACUCUGGAUGGCUACAAUAAUUCCGCUACAUUCGACAGUAAUCCGAAUGUCACGGACUCGCCGUUGCCUUCUGGGGUCGACACGACACUUCUAAAUUGCUUGAAUUACACCAUUGGACAGGCCGCUCCGUUAAUCGGUGGUGCUAACUCGCGGUACAUCUCGCCACCAUGCAUUGGCUUUGCCACCCUGGUUUGGUUCUUGUGGUUCUUGGGGUACCAUGUUUGA